ACUUUUCAGAGGUUACUAUGGUGCUCAAACAAGUUGCUUCAAUAAAGAGUAUACUAAACAAGAUAAAUAUAAUUCGAUCUAUUUCCACUGUACGUUUUACACGUUUUUGACGUUAUAUGGUAAUUCUAUACGUGACAAAGAAUCUUUUCAGGGCAAAAUGCUACCGGAAGGAACUAUCUUAGGCCUAGGAAACCCAUUAUUAGAUAUUACAGUACAAACAACGCCGGAUUUCCUCCGGAAAUACGGCCUGAGUGAGAAUGAUGCUAGGUUAGCAACGCCUCAGCAUGAUGCACUCUUUGACGACAUUCAAGAGAUGAAACCCAGAUAUUCAGCAGGUGGCGCCACACUAAAUUCCAUAAGGGUUGCUCAAUGGAUAUUAAACCAAAGGGGAGUGACCGGAUUCGUUGGAGCUAUUGGUAAAGAUGCUUCUGGAGGGAUAAUGAAAUCAUGCUGUAAAGAGGUCGGAGUUGAAUGUCAUUUUCUAGAGACGGAAGAGGAGAGAACUGGUGUUUGUGCAGCCUUAAUUACAGGAGAAAACAGGUCUUUGGUAACCCAUCUCGGAGCUUCCCUAAAGUUUGAUCAUAGCUUCCUGAAUGAGGAUUUUUCAUUUAUCGAAAGAGCGAAUUUAUAUUAUAUUGGUGGUUUUGCUUUCGAUACUUGUAAGGAAUCCGUAAAGAGGAUUGCUAAGCAUUCAAUAGAGAAGAAUAAAACUCUAGUUAUGAAUCUGUCUGCACCAUUUUUAUGUCAUUAUUUUGCUGAAGAGGAUAUAUUAAGCUCCAUUGAUGUACUUGUUGGAAAUGAGGACGAAGCAAAAUCUUUGAUGCGCAGUUUGAAUUUUGACGAGAGUAAGACUGUAGAGGAAAUGGCUGAAAUUGUUCAGCGCCUUCCAAAAUCUGGUUCAAAAGAACGAGUAGUUAUCUUUACAAGAGGGGCUAAUUCGACUGUAAUUGCCAAUUCCGAGAAGAUAUUUUAUCAACCUCCCAAACCCAUUAAGAAAGAAGAGAUACGUGAUACAAAUGGCUGUGGAGAUGCAUUCGUUGGAGGCUUUCUAAGUCAAUUAGUUCAGGGUAAAUGUCUCGAAGAAUGCGUAGACUGCGGUGCCUAUGCAGCUUCAAUUGUUAUCAAAUAUUUUGGAUGCGAUUAUCCGCCAACCUGUUCCUACGAGUAUAAACCUUAG
This is a messenger RNA of Dimorphilus gyrociliatus, 1177 nucleotides long. NCBI's taxonomy places the organism in Eukaryota, Metazoa, Annelida, Polychaeta, Dinophilidae. The record is from the annotation of a GenBank genome assembly.